Molecule: messenger RNA, 687 nt
Organism: Penicillium cataractarum
Lineage: Eukaryota; Fungi; Ascomycota; Eurotiomycetes; Eurotiales; Aspergillaceae
Product: putative GPI anchored protein
Exons: 2
Coding region: 1-687 (228 amino acids)
Source: RefSeq, a predicted model, not a curated record
AUGAAAUUCCCCCUCCUCUCUCUGGCCCUGGCCCCUCUGGCCGCCGCCCACUUCCAACUCCAAUACCCCACCUCCCGCGGCUUCGACGAAGACACCAUGCCCGAAUUCCCCUGCGGUGGCAUGUCCCAAUCUUCAAACCGCACUCAACUCCCCAUCUCGGGCUCCUUCCCCGUCGCCCUGAAAAUGGGCCACAGUCAAACUGCCGUCGAGGUCCUGCUCGCCCUCGGCUCCAACCCCGGUGAUAACUAUAACAUCACCCUCGUGCAUACCUUCCAGGUCACCGGCCUCGGCGCAUUCUGUCUGCCGCAUGUGGAGUUUAGCAGCGAUGUUCUCGGUGUGAACAUCACCGAUGGAAUGAAUGCUACGCUGCAGGUGCAGAGUAAUGGUGAUCCUUCUGGUGGUCUUUACGCUUGCGCCGACGUCCAAUUCUCCUCCAGCGUCACGUACUCCGAGCCCUCUUCCUGCACGAACAACACCAACGUCGUUGCAUCCGCCUUCUCCAGCGCUGCUGCCCAGCGUAACGCCAACGAGUCUACCUCCACCGGUGGUGCUCAGAGCUCCAGCUCCGACAGCUCCUCUUCGUCAAACACCACUUCUACUACUUCCAAGGGUGCCGCCGUGCCGCUGCAGACUGCUGCUUGGGGGCUGCUUGGUGCGGCCUUUGCUGGCGGUAUGGCUGUGCUGUAG